Saxophila tyrrhenica is the source of this 1911-nucleotide messenger RNA. RefSeq lists its product as uncharacterized. The record is from RefSeq and is a predicted model, not a curated record. The transcript is spliced from 3 exons. NCBI's taxonomy places the organism in Eukaryota, Fungi, Ascomycota, Dothideomycetes, Mycosphaerellales, Extremaceae. The coding region runs from base 1 to 1911 and encodes 636 amino acids.
AUGGCGCCUGUAAGCUGGAGCCAAAUGAACGGCGACACGAACGGCGACAGCGCCCACAAGCGUCCCAUCCGGAUCGCUGGCGCAUCCGGCGGCGUCUACGACCGCAAACGCGCCAUCCACGACCUCGCCAAAAACGAAGACGUCGACGUAAUCACCGGCGACUGGAUGUCCGAAUGCAACAUGACCCUCCGCGGCAGCGACAAACGCGACAACCUCCUCAAAGCCACCAUGAACUCCGGCUCCACGGUCGCCAAAGGCUACGAGCCCUACUUCCUUGAUGAGCUGGACUACGCGAUGCCCUGGCUCGCGAAGAACAAGGUCAAAGUGGCGGUGAACGCAGGUGCGAGCGAUGUGCACGGGUUGGCGGAGGAGGUGAAGGGGCUGAUGCGGAAGCAUGGGGUGGAGAUGAAGGUGGGGGUUGUGGAUGGGGAUGAUGUUACGGAUGCUGUUUUGGGCCUUUAUAAGAAAGGAGAACCGUUUUACAACUUGCCUGCCAACAAGGCCAUCCAGGACUGGGGCUAUGAGCCGAUCUGUGCGCAGUGCUAUCUCGGUGGGACGGGCAUUGCUGCGUGCUUCGAGGGUGGUGCAGACAUCGUCCUCUGUGGCCGUGUUGCGGAUGCCUCGGUGACUGUGGGUGCCGCAAUGUGGUGGCAUGGCUGGAAAAGAGAAGAGUUCCAACCGCUUGCAGGUGCUCUCAUGAUCGGACACAUCAUCGAGUGCAGCACAUAUGCUACCGGCGGCUACUACUCCGGUUUCAAGGAUCUUGCUGGUAAGGACCUGGACAUGGGAUAUCCGAUCGCCGCAAUCGACCACAAAGGUGAGGCGGUCAUAACCAUGGAGCAGGGCAAAGAUGGCUUGGUCACCCCAGCUACGGUCGCAAGCCAGCUGCUGUACGAGAUCCAGGGGCCACUGUACUUCAACUCCGAUGUCACCGCAUCCAUCGAGGACAUGCACCUGAAAGUCGUCGGAGAGAAUGCGGUGCACGUGAGUGGAGUCAAAGGACUGCCUCCACCACCAACAACAAAAGUCGGCAUCACGGCCAAGGGAGGCUGGCAAGCCGAGUUUCACUUCUACCUCACAGGCCUGGACAUCGAGGAGAAGGCCAAGAUGAUCGAACGGCAGACACGAGCGCAGAUGGGAGAGCACGUGAAAAAGUUCUCCUGCCUCAAGUUCAUGAUCGCUGGCGCCGUGCCGGAAGAUCCGCAAUCGCAGGAAGAAGCUACUGUUGAUCUCAGAAUCUUCGCUCAGACGCGAGACCCAGGUGUGCUGUCCGGGAACAACUUCGUGGAUAGCGACAGAGGCUCCUUUGCCCGCUUCUGCAUCGAGAAUCUCCUGCAGAGCUAUCCUGGCGGAACCAUGGCUCCAGACAUGCGGACUGCUAUUGGCCGGCCGUUCUUUGAGUAUUGGGUGAGCUUGAUGCCGCAGAGCUUCGUGAAAGAGACGGCGCAUCUUCCGGACGGUACAGUCAUCGAGGUCCCAAACCCAGCAACCACACAAGAGUAUCCGCGAGAGCAGAUCAGCUACGAUACCAAGGACCCAGUCGAUUUGAGCUCCUUCGGUCCCACGACACGGGCACCAAUCGGCUACGUGGCGAUGGGACGUUCAGGCGACAAGAGCUCAAACUGCAACUUAGGUCUCUUCGUACGUAAUGACGACGAGUGGGAUUGGUUCCGUACCAUGCUGUCGACCGGCAAGUUGCGAGAGCUGCUCGGCACGGACGAUGUCGGGGGCCAAAUCGACCGGUGCGAGUUCCCGAACAUUCGCGCCGUCCACUUCUUGCUGAAAGACCAUCUCGAUCGCGGGUUCAACUCGACUUCCAGCUUCGACAGCUUGGGCAAGAACGCUUGCGAGUACAUCCGGUCGAGGUAUAUUGAUAUUCCGAAUAAGUUCCUGGAAAGGGGCAGGAUAUAG